Molecule: messenger RNA, 963 nt
Organism: Thunnus maccoyii (southern bluefin tuna)
Lineage: Eukaryota; Metazoa; Chordata; Actinopteri; Scombriformes; Scombridae
Gene: vcpkmt
Product: valosin containing protein lysine (K) methyltransferase
Exons: 5
Coding region: 51-719 (222 amino acids)
Biological process (GO): peptidyl-lysine methylation
Cellular component (GO): cytosol; cytoplasm
Molecular function (GO): protein-lysine N-methyltransferase activity
Source: RefSeq, a predicted model, not a curated record
UAAAGAAGAAGAAGAAGGAGGAGGAAGUUCUCGCUCCGGCCGCAGCCAACAUGGCGACGGAAGAUGACCAGAAUAACUACUUUGUGAGAGAAAUUGAGAAAAACGACGGUUCUACCCUGAAAGUGAAGCAGUGCUACAUGGGGGAUGUUGGCUGUGUGGUUUGGGACGCAGCCAUUGUUCUUGCAAAGUAUUUAGAGACUAAACAGUUUUAUGAGCCGUCCGCAGGAGUGAAUAUGUGGGCUGACAGGAGAGUGGUAGAGUUGGGAGCAGGGACAGGAGCUGUUGGUUUGAUGGCAGCAACACUGGGAGCUCAAGUUACUGUGACAGACCUGGAGGAUUUGCAGACACUGCUGAGAGUGAACAUCAAAGAAAACCAAACACUCACCAGCAGCGGAUCCAUAACUGCCAAGGUACUGCAAUGGGGUGAAGACGUGUCUGACUUCCUGCCACCUCCACACUACGUCCUUAUGGCAGACUGCAUCUAUUACGAGCAGUCUAUUGCUCCACUGGUGGAGACGUUGAAGCUGCUUGCAGGACCAGAGACCUGCAUUAUUUGCUGCUAUGAGCAACGCACUGAAGGUGUCAACCCAAAAGUGGAAAAGCAGUUUUUUGAGUUGCUGGAGCAAAGCUUCAACUGUGAGGAGAUCCCUUCAAGCAAACAAGACCCAGAGUUUAGUAGUCCCGACAUCCACAUCCUGCACAUCAGAAGAAAAGUCUGAGUUUGUGUGAUGAAUAUGUGCCUACGAUUAGUAGUGUUCCAACCUAAUACCACACGGAAACUGGGAUACUGAAAUAGAAAUCUUAAAGUCUGUACCGGCAUGUGUAGAAUAUUCAAUACAUUGUAAUUUCUGUUGUCUUUUUAAAAAAAACAUUUUUUUAAAGGAAAGUAUGUCCUAAUAUAUCACUGAACAUUGUUCUGAUGUGUGAUCAGAAUAAAUGUAUUUAUAAAAAAUGGUGAACCCA